AUAGCUACUUACUACCAUCUUCACCGCGACAACCGACCGUGCGCCGGCGCCGACCACUUGCUCGCCUCAUCCAAACCGCACUGACGAUAGCGACCUACUCCGACCCGACCAGAGACGCGAUACCCUCAGAUAGACAAAUUCCGCAUUCGGGACAUCCAAAACCAUGUCCACCCCCUCCGAUUCUUACGUCCUCCACGACCACUCCCCGUCAACCGACAACGAUGAUGUCGACUCCCUCCCGUCCAUCUCUAGCAGUAUCCUAGACUCUGACGACUCCGAGUACGACGACGAAUCAGACGCACAAAAGGAAUGGGAACAGAGUCUCGAGCAGCUGCAGCUUCUCUUGAACUUGGUGCUAAUACCGUUCGCGGGCAAGUUUUUGGGGCGCAAGUUUGCUUAUUGGAGUUGGGGACGGUACAUGGAGUGGGCGCACGGGGUCAAGGUCCAAUGGUAUAACAAGACGCUAUUCAACAUUGCCGGUUGGAUAGGAGCUGCUACGCCAGUAUCAGUAUGAGGGAGGCAGAUAGGCGACCGUGGUAAUGAGGUACUCGAGUCAAAGGCGACGGCAGCACAAUUCUCGAUACCAUACGUUUUUCGGUAUAAUCUGGGAUACCAGGGGUGGACAUAGUGCUCUUUUGGCGUUACGGUAUGGGAACACUAGCAUAAAGGGGUAUGUUUCGUUCUUGCACAGUUUGCGUUGGUGGUGAAGAAUCACAGACAUGUGUAGAAUGCAUGUGGACUGUCAUUAUACUUGUGGAAGCAAGCGUUGAAGCUCUGCGGAUACUGAUCAUCAGACAAUGCCAAUUAUACCAAUUACUAUUGCUGA
Molecule: messenger RNA, 826 nt
Organism: Neurospora hispaniola
Lineage: Eukaryota; Fungi; Ascomycota; Sordariomycetes; Sordariales; Sordariaceae
Exons: 2
Coding region: 164-514 (116 amino acids)
Biological process (GO): mitochondrial outer membrane translocase complex assembly; protein insertion into mitochondrial outer membrane
Cellular component (GO): mitochondrial outer membrane
Source: RefSeq, a predicted model, not a curated record